Molecule: messenger RNA, 1700 nt
Organism: Polypterus senegalus (gray bichir)
Lineage: Eukaryota; Metazoa; Chordata; Cladistia; Polypteriformes; Polypteridae
Gene: jmjd7
Product: jumonji domain containing 7
Exons: 8
Coding region: 49-984 (311 amino acids)
Molecular function (GO): 2-oxoglutarate-dependent dioxygenase activity
Source: RefSeq, a predicted model, not a curated record
CACUCACUAACUUGUCUCCGUGCAUUCUUGUUGACUGUCAGGUGAAGCAUGGCUAAGGUGCGUGAAUGUCUACUGGAAUUCGCUAAACAAGCGAGAGAACUCUAUCUGAAUGAGUCUGUGCCCUAUUUGGAGUGCCCUCCAUCCCCACUUGAAUUUUACAGAGACUGGAUCACACCCAAUAAGCCAUGCAUCAUAAGAAAUGCUUUCAACCACUGGCCGGCCUUAACCAAGUGGACUCCAGCAUACCUCAGGGAGAAGGUUGGCACAAAGAUCAUUAGUGUUGCUGUCACACCAAAUGGUUAUGCAGAUGCAGUAUACCAGGGUCGAUUUGUGAUGCCUGAGGAGCGCCGAAUGCCCUUUGCUUCAUUUCUGGACAUAGUUGAGCAGAAGUGUAGUGCCAAUGGAGUUUUUUAUAUUCAAAAGCAGUGCUCCAAUUUGACAGAGGAGCUACCAGAGUUGGCUGGAGACCUGGAGACACAUAUUCCCUGGAUGAGUAAGGCCUUAGGCAAGAAGCCUGAUGCUGUGAAUUUUUGGAUGGGAGAAUCGGCUGCAAUCACAUCAAUGCACAAAGACCACUACGAGAACCUGUACUGUGUGAUAUCUGGAGAGAAGCAAUUUAUUCUCAUUCCUCCAUCGGAUCGACCAUUUGUUCCUUAUGAGUUGUACCAUCCAGCAACAUUCCAUGAGCAGGAAGAUGGUACAUUUAGUAUUGUGGAUGAAGAGUGUGCUGAUAAAGUUCCCUGGAUUCCUGUAGACCCUUUGAACCCUGAUUUAGAGCAGUUUCCGGGGUAUCCUAAUGCAAGACCCCUGAUUUGCACUGUAAAAGCAGGAGAGAUGAUGUUUCUACCAUCGCUAUGGUUUCAUCAUGUACAACAAUCUCAUGGCUGUAUCGCAGUGAACUUCUGGUAUGACAUGGAAUAUGACAUCAAAUACAAUUACUUCCAGCUGCUGGAUUCCCUAUCUGAAGCUACAACUGAAUCAUAAAUGAUAUUCACCAGUGAUGGAGCAUUAAAGGGGAUGGCUGAAAACAACAUAAGCCAGAACAGAAAAAAGAAAUAUUUUAAACUAAAAUAAUCACCAGAGACUAAGGAAGCUGAUUCAUUGGAGGAGUGGAUAUGAAAAGAAAAAAGUAAUUUUAUUAUUAAAAAGAGCUGGUUUCAGCCAGUAUAGAUCCAGCGUACAUCAUGUGUUUUCUGCUUGAUCAUGGUAUUGUAUUAAGCUUGGACCUGACUAAAAUGGCCAGCACUGUGCACUUGUCAAUUUUUUAUAUAGGAAUUCUUUAGUUUUACACCUACAAGAUUUUGUGUGUGUGUGGUUUUUUCUAAUUUUAUAUGUAACAUGAGUGCCUUGGAUAAUUUAUUAGAAUUUUGCAAAAUGUUUUUAUAUUUUGAUUUUACAAAAUGUUUGAUCAAGCUGGAUUUUGGGACAAAAGGCUAGAACUGUAAUUGGUUAAUGUAUUGGCAAAUACAGUAUUGGCGUCUCUUGGAAUAUUUAAGAACUCCGCAUGUGUAACCUUGCCCUGUCCAGUGUUAGCAUUUUAUUACUCCUGAGCAUUACUAGCUGUGCACUGGAAUUCAUGUUUAUCAGGGCCUUCUUCAGGGAACAUCUAAUAUGUUACAAAUUACAUCUCCAUCCAUCCAUUUUCCAUCCCGCUGAAUCCGAACACAGGGUCACGGGGGUCUGCUGGAGCCAAUCCCAGC